AUGGGUUCCGUGUCAACCGAUACGGCCCCGACUCUGUUCGACGCCAAUGUCGUCCCCCAGGCUCCUGAGGACCCUCUGUUUGGGUUGAUGGCGGCUUACCGAAGAGAUCCUUUUGACAAGAAGGUUGAUCUGGGCAUUGGCGCAUACAGGGACAACAAUGCGAAACCCUGGGUGUUGCCUGUCGUCAAGAAGGCCGAUGAGAUCCUCCGGAACGAUCCUAACCUCAACCACGAGUACCUCCCCAUCGCUGGUCUCCCAGAGUUCACUUCAGCGGCGCAGAAACUCAUCCUUGGUGGAGACAGCCCCGCGAUCCGAGAAGGACGGGCCUGCAGUCUCCAGACUAUCUCAGGAACGGGCGCCGUCCAUCUGGGCGGCCUCUUCCUCGCCAAAUUCCUCCCCAAACCCACACCCGCCAUCUACCUAUCCAACCCGACAUGGGCCAACCACAACCAAAUCUUCACCAAUGUCCACCUCCCGAUCAAGUCCUACCCCUACUUCUCCUCCAAAACAAAAAUGCUCGACUGCGAAGGUCUGCUUUCUGCCUUGAAAUCUACGCCUGAAGGAAGCAUCAUUCUACUGCACGCUUGCGCACACAACCCCACUGGUGUCGACCCAACGCCGGACCAAUGGAAGCAGAUUGCCCAAGUCAUGCGCGAGCGCAAACUAUUUCCUUUCUUCGACUGCGCGUAUCAGGGCUUCGCCUCGGGGGACCUGGCACAGGAUAACUUUUCGAUCCGCUAUUUCGUGGAGCAGGGCUUCGAGUUGAUCAUUGCUCAAUCCUUCGCGAAGAAUUUUGGUCUGUAUGGUGAAAGAGCGGGCGCAUUCCAUUUCGUGGCAGCUCCUGGGGCCAACGCACAGGACGUGGCCAAGCGUGUCUCCUCCCAACUUGCCAUACUGCAGCGCUCCGAGAUCUCCAAUCCGCCCGCAUACGGCGCACGUAUCGCCUCCCUCGUCCUGAACGACCCGCAACUCUUCAAAGAAUGGGAACACGAUCUGCGCACCAUGUCCGGGCGCAUCAUUGAGAUGCGGAAAUCUCUCAAAGCCGAGCUCGACCGGUUGGGCACUCCUGGCAACUGGGAUCACAUUACGAGUCAAAUCGGCAUGUUCAGUUUCACAGGCAUCACCGAGAAGCAGGUGUUGGCCAUCAGGGAGAAGUGGCAUGUAUACAUGACCAAGAAUGGCCGGAUCAGUAUGGCUGGGUUGAACACGGGCAACGUACACUACUUUGCACAGGCUCUAGAUGAUGUAGUGAGGCACGUGCAAUGA
Messenger RNA from Cladophialophora psammophila CBS 110553, 1266 nucleotides. Its product is annotated as aspartate aminotransferase. Gene Ontology annotation, biological process: L-aspartate biosynthetic process. The coding region runs from base 1 to 1266 and encodes 421 amino acids. NCBI's taxonomy places the organism in Eukaryota, Fungi, Ascomycota, Eurotiomycetes, Chaetothyriales, Herpotrichiellaceae. Gene Ontology annotation, molecular function: pyridoxal phosphate binding; L-aspartate:2-oxoglutarate transaminase activity. The transcript is spliced from 3 exons. Gene Ontology annotation, cellular component: cytosol. The record is from RefSeq and is a predicted model, not a curated record.